AUGGCGCCUCCAUUUAAGAAAAACGGAGUUGGCGAGUUUUACCCGCCUUCAAAAUUUGCAAUAGAUGCGAGCAGCCCAUAUUUCAUUGGUAAGCAUAAGUCCGCUCGAAGAAGGAUAGAAAAAGGUGAGAAUUUACCCGCCAAGAAGGCGACACUUGCUGGACAUGGAUUUGGUGGUGACGGUUUCUCUUCAGGCAUUCAUACCGAGUGCAGUAGAGAGGAGAAAGUUAGGAGAGAGUCUUCGAUCACUCGAGCAUCGUCACUGUCAUCAGGAAGUUCGGUGAAUGCAUGUAAUGGCUUAGCGUUUGACUUCAGCAGCGAUCCCAAGCUGAGAAGAGUUCGUGAAGUAAUCGUCUCCAUAGUUGAUUCAAUUAGUCAUUGA
Messenger RNA from Necator americanus (New World hookworm), 381 nucleotides. RefSeq lists its product as uncharacterized. Bases 1 to 381 code for a protein of 126 amino acids. The transcript is spliced from 3 exons. The record is from RefSeq and is a predicted model, not a curated record. Lineage: Eukaryota; Metazoa; Nematoda; Chromadorea; Rhabditida; Ancylostomatidae.